This is a messenger RNA of Papaver somniferum (opium poppy), 1119 nucleotides long. RefSeq names its product transcription factor CSA-like. Gene Ontology annotation, molecular function: DNA-binding transcription factor activity, RNA polymerase II-specific; RNA polymerase II cis-regulatory region sequence-specific DNA binding. The record is from RefSeq and is a predicted model, not a curated record. Bases 1 to 1119 code for a protein of 372 amino acids. The transcript is spliced from 4 exons. NCBI's taxonomy places the organism in Eukaryota, Viridiplantae, Streptophyta, Magnoliopsida, Ranunculales, Papaveraceae. Gene Ontology annotation, biological process: regulation of DNA-templated transcription. Gene Ontology annotation, cellular component: nucleus.
AUGACAUCCGGACGUGUGAAUGAUGUUGUGGGGUACUGGGCCGGUAUCAGUUCUUUAUCCAUUCAUCUGGGAAACCCAUUACUAGAAUCUUAUUAUUCUUCUACACAACAUAGAGAUGAUCAUGGUGGUAAUAUUACUGAUUCUAGUGAUGGUUCUGGUACUAAUAACAAUGUAGUAGUCAUGGAAUGCAAUAAUCAAAACUCAGUGAGUAACAAUAAUGGUCAGUCGAAGCUUUGUUCAAGAGGUCAUUGGAGACCUGCAGAGGAUUCUAAACUCAAGGAACUUGUUGCCCUCUAUGGCCCUCAGAAUUGGAACCUUAUCGCAGAAAAAUUAGAGGGGAGAUCAGGAAAGAGUUGUAGAUUGAGAUGGUUUAACCAGUUAGACCCAAGGAUAACUAGAAAGUCAUUCAGUGAAGAUGAAGAACAAAGAUUAAUGGAUGCUCAUAGAUUAUAUGGUAACAAAUGGGCUAUGAUUGCUAAGCUUUUUCACGGAAGAACUGAUAACUCCGUCAAGAAUCAUUGGCAUGUUAUCAUGGCUAGAAAAUAUAGAGAAAGGUCUACUAGUUCCUCUUCUUAUAGGAGAAGGGAAUCAACUUCAUUUUUUCAUGAAAGUUCAUCAUCUUAUCUUGGAUCUUCUUCAAUGAACAACAACCGGUUUUGUCAUCCACAACCACCACCACCACCUCGUGACUUCUUCUCUGGUUUGUCCUUUCUCUAUCUCUCAUUUGGUGCAUUUUUGGGUUUCUGUGCUGCUUCCUCUGGUCAGAAGAACCUGGAGGAUAUGGGAAGUUCUUUUAACCAUAUCAGCAGGUGUACAUGGGAAGUGCAGCCAAGAAAUGAUUACUGUUCCAACUUCAUGAUGCCACCUACUUCUACCUAUUAUCCAGACUCAAUGCAUCAUCAUGACUUAAUGCAGCAACACCAUGCAUCAUCUAAAACAUCAACAUCUCAUGUCUCAGUCACUGAUCAUUAUCAAGCAUCAUCAAUAUCAUCAUCAAUAUCAUCAUCAGCCUCAACUCUUGUAGACAACAACAACAAUAGAGCUAUUGCAACAGCCUAUUGUGACACUGCUAUUGCACCACCACCUUUCAUAGACUUUCUUGGGGUAGGAGCAACAUGA